Messenger RNA from Magnusiomyces paraingens, 1818 nucleotides. RefSeq lists its product as uncharacterized. NCBI's taxonomy places the organism in Eukaryota, Fungi, Ascomycota, Dipodascomycetes, Dipodascales, Dipodascaceae. The transcript has 2 exons. The coding region runs from base 1 to 1818 and encodes 605 amino acids. Gene Ontology annotation, cellular component: nucleolus. The record is from RefSeq and is a predicted model, not a curated record. Gene Ontology annotation, molecular function: RNA helicase activity; ATP binding; nucleic acid binding.
AUGCCUACAAGGUUAUGGACAGAAAUAACGCCUUCUUUAACCCCAUGGGUUCUCGAAGCUAUUGAAUCCCAGGGAUUCAAGAAAAUGACACCAGUUCAAGCUUCUGUGAUUCCUUUAUUUUGUGGCAAUAAAGAUGUUGUCGUUGAAGCAGUCACAGGAUCCGGGAAAACACUAGCUUUUUUAAUUCCUGUCAUAGAAAGAAUACUGAAAAUUGAAGAGCCAUUAAAACCGGGACAAACUCACUCAGUAAUUAUUUCUCCAACCAGAGAGUUAGCUCAGCAAAUUUAUCAAGUUUUAACAUCGGUCCUUAAAUUUUGUUCUGAUGAAAAGUUACCCAAUGGCAAAAAAAGACGUCUAGUCAGAGCACAAUUAGUGAUUGGUGGUGAAAAAACUUCUCACUCCGAUGUUCAAGUUUUUAUGUCUAGAAUACCCAACAUUUUAAUCGGUACACCUGGACGUUUAUUAGAAUUAUUAAACUCCCCUCAAACAAAAUUGGCACAAGUAGAUAGUAUGGUACUAGAUGAAGCAGAUAGAUUAUUGGAAUUAGGAUUUGACAUAUCUGUAAAAACUAUAAUUGGAAUGCUUCCUCAACAAAAACGUGCAGGGCUUUUUUCUGCUACUAUGAGUGAUGCUGUUAAUGAUAUUGCGCAAAUUGGUUUAAGAAACCCUUUCAGAAUAUCUGUAAAAGUGAGUGGUAAUGAUAGUCAAUUAGAUCGGCGGGUACCUUUGUCUCUUGGUAUUUCAUAUGCGAUUAUUACUCCAGAUAAAAAGCUUCCGUUACUUUUAGACAUGAUCCAAAAGGAAUCUUUUAAAAAAGUAAUAGUAUACCUUCCUACUUGCAAUGGAGUAAAUUAUUUUUAUCAUCUUUUGACAUUUCUUUUAAGUGAUAACUCUUUAGUUGGGGAAAGCUUGACCCAUAAGAAUCUUCAUUCAUUGCAUGGAAAGUUAAUACCAUCAGCACGAAAAAAAUCUCUAGAAAAAUUCACGUCUUCUGUUUCUAAAUCAGUUCUUUUGACCACAGAUGUUGCGGCUCGUGGGCUUGAUAUACCAGAUGUGGAUUUGGUCAUUCAAUACGAUCCUCCAGCUGAUCACAAUGUAUUUUUGCAUAGAUCAGGUAGGGCAGGCAGAGCAGGGAAAAAGGGGAAUUCGGUUGUAUUUCUUAAUGAAGGAAAUGAAGAAGGAUAUGUUGAUUUUAUGUCAGUUAAAAUGGUUGAUAUGCAUCAAUAUAAUGUGAAUAUUGCUAACCUCCCUGAUCCAUACGCCAAUGACAACAUAAGAAAUUGGAUGUUAAAGGAUAGAACCCGAUUUGAUAUGGCUGUCAAAGCCUAUGUUUCAUAUGUUAGAUUCUAUUCAAAGCAUACAGCCACUUCAAUUUUUCGUUUUUAUAAUUUUGAUUUUAUUAAAAACGCUAUAGGUUAUGGCUUAUUCCGACUUCCUGGAAUGCCUGAACUUAAGACAAUUUCUUCAGAAAGUUUACCGAAAGAUGGAUGGCUUGGCCCCCCAGUUAAUAUGGAAGAGUACGCUUAUUUAAAUGAAAAAAAAGAAAAAGAAAGACAAAAACAACUCAAGGAAAAACAAAAAGAGGAAACCUUAAAAGAAAAAAAGUCAAAAGAAAAGCAAAAGCCAAUAUGGAUCGAAAGAAAAGAAAACGCUGAAAAAAGACGCGAGAAGAGAAAAAUCAGGCAUGAAGCUAAGCUUCGAAACAACCAAAAUGCUACCUCAUCUGACGAUGAGGCAACAGUUGAAGACUGGAAGGAUCUUGUUCGGGAGCGUAAGGGGAAAAAAGCCAAAACAGUUUCUUCUUUUGAAGAUUUAUAA